Molecule: messenger RNA, 5830 nt
Organism: Oryctolagus cuniculus (rabbit)
Lineage: Eukaryota; Metazoa; Chordata; Mammalia; Lagomorpha; Leporidae
Source: RefSeq, a predicted model, not a curated record
CCGACCACUUGAGCCUUCACCUGCCUCUUCGGGAGGACGUGGCAGGAAGCUGGAAUCAGGAGCAGAGCCAGGGUCCAAGCCAGGCGCUCUGACAUGGGACACACGGGUACUCAGCUGAGUGUAACCACUAAUCCCAAAGCCCCGCCCAGCAUCUCAGCUCCGUGCACUGAGUUCAGUGAGGGCAGUGUCCUAUCAGCCAAUGAUACGCUGACGGUCCUUUGGGACACAAAGGAGAUCCACACCAGCUACCAAGGAAAUGUUCGCUUCAUUUCAUCCCCUAAACCUCGGUGAGGUUUUAUGGAUGAAAACCAAAAGGUGUUGAACCUGCAGACUCUGGGCUCUGGCCUGAGUCUGGAAGCCACGGCCCAAGGAGCUUCAGUGAGUGAGCUGAUCUGCUGCCCGCAAUGGAUUUCACAGAACACUUAGUGACACAGGCAAAGGCUGAGCCCCUCACGCCCAAGGAUAAAGGACCCUCUGAACACCCUGGCUACCCUGUAAUCCAGGGCCGUGGAAAGACUGACCUUACAUAUUUUAGGCAGCACAGGCGGAAAUGGGAGCUCAACCUUGUUUCAGGGCGUCUACCCGGCCCCCACUGCGUCCUAGGUCCCCUGGGCGCUGGGUGCUCGGGAUUAGGCUGGGAAAGGAACACGGGUCACAGCUCCCGCGCUCCAAAGACAGCACAGUGGUCUCAGAUAAGGAGGAAGUGUAUUUCGGAUUCGUUACAGAAACUCUCGACGUCGUGGAAAUCAUUUUCGACGAAAAGGACUGAAUAGAAGGAGCAUUUUUCUGGCAGGGAAGCCCAGCUUUAAACAGAGGGGUCAAGAGGAGAACAGGAGCCUACUAGGUUUCAAAUGCUCCCUCAGGGAUGAAAGACCUGUGAGGGAAGUGCCACAAAUGCAGAAUCAAAGGCGAUGGCAGCGUGGGUGGGACGGGCUUUCCUAACUCUCAGUGGUCUCUGCGUUGCUACAGGGAGCCCAGGGACUGCACGAAGGACAGACGCGCUCGCCGAGGCGCCGCCCCCAAUCAAUCUGAGAAGGAGGAAGACGACUUUGCAGGAAAGCCAAGUUCAAAGGGAACCCAGGCCCACUCACCCGCUGGAAGUUGGAAACAAAGGAGAAGUUAAUCAACACCAUUUUAAGGAAGAGAGCCACGAAGGGCGGGGAGACCGGGACCGAGGCGCUGCGCGAGCCCACACUGCCAUCUGCCGUCCACGGAGACUGAGAGCCGCCAACAGCACAGAAACCCGUCUCUUCCACAGCCGCUCUCCUAGAGGCCUGGAGGUCCUGCACGGUGCAGCCGAUCGCGACGAAAUCGAAAAGAAGACGAGGCACUGGCACGGACCAAAAGGCAUCGGCCCCAAAGCCCUGGGUCUCCGCGGAGACCUCCGGGCUACCGCCCUGGGAACCAUGGCAACGGCCGCCGGAAGCCGCAGCGCCACAGCGAAGCCCCGCCCCGGGGCGACCGGACUACACGCGGAUUGGCGGGUUCCGGGCCUGCGCGUAGGCAGCCGCUGAGGUCCAUUCCAUUCCAUCUCCCUGAAGGGGGAUUUGCAGCGGGGUUGCGAGUUGCUAACCGAAGGGCCUGAGGGGGCAAGUUCCGCACCCGCUGCCAGCCCGCCCGAACCUCCCAGACCGAUACCUGAGAGCCUGACUGAAUAGUCUAGUCUCUGUCCGUGACCAUGAGCGGUUGGCUUGUGGCUUCCCGCACCACGGCCACAGUGCACAGCCAGUCGCCCUGCACCCCUCCACCACCUCCCUGAUGAUUCCUGGAGAGGGAGGCAUCUGGCGGGAAUUCCCUGAGCUGCUCACACCCAGAGGCCCCAGUGCAUCUGUGGUCUCUGCGCUCCCUCAACAGCGGCUCCUCCUCUGCCCCCCUUUUCUCAGUCUCUGCCCCCGGGGAGGAAUGAAGCCUCCUUGCCUCUUGUUCUCUUUAACCAGGCGCUGUUUCAUUCCCUCGGGAUGGGGCUUUGAAGACACAGCACAGACUGGCAGACAGGCCGAGGGGAGGCAGGGAUGAGGGUUUCCACUGAGGUGGACACAGCCUGCUGGGGCCAGUCACCGCCUCCCCAGGCGAUGCUUAACCACACAGACCGCACUGCCAGGGUCUCAGCCGCCAGGCCACCGCAGGCGGUGUUUCCAGAGCAGAAGAGGGCACCUGGAGAAAACGCAGAAAGCCCAAGUUUCCUUGGACCUCCAGAUGUGCCUAGGUCUCUGGCCUCCCUAGGCCCACCUGCGCCUGCGGUCCUGGUCCCCUUCUGGCCCGCUGAGGGUCUGAUAUAGGAGCUCAGCAGAGUCCACAUUCACAAGGGAGUUCUGAUCGCUGGUUUAUGGCUCAGCCUCUCCGUGCCUGCCCUGAGGGCUUAAUAGCUGGGCCUCCUUGCCACCAGGCAGGACACGUGCAGGCCCAGCUCAUGGCCCAGGCUUCCUUUUCCUGAGACUUGCAACUCGGACUGGCCAGGGCCACAGAAGAGGAAACCGACUUCCAGCUUCUGAUCCCUCCCUCUGCUCUAUCCUCCUGGACAGAGAAUCCUCAGGGCCAGACAUUCCAUCUGGAGAGGAGCCCAGAGCAGCAGGCGUCAGGACCCAGCCUCACGCUGGAGCACCAGCCCCCACAUGCACUGUGCUCAUCACGAGCUUGUGCGUGCUCCCCAACAGGAUGCUACACCCCACUACCACACCUUCCCACCUCUCCUGCAGCUUUGCACUCUGUUCUGAGGUAGGUGGGCCCUGGGAUCUCCUGACACUGCUCAUGUAGCUCUUUUCUGUGGGAGAUGUGGCGUCCCCAAACCCACACCACUGCGUGUCAGAGACAGGAAUGAGGACCCCAGAGAUGCCACAAGCCUUCCUGCCACUCCAUCGCGGCCUAAAGUCUCCACUAUGCCUACCUCCCCUUGGGAGAAACACAGUGAGGGUCCUCCCAGCUCCCCGUCUGCUCUGCAUCAAUUCGGAAUGCUGGCACGUGCAUCCGUUACUUAGCAGAACAGGAGAUGGCACAGCGUGGAGAGUCCACGCCCUCUGCUUCUACCACACUGUCUGUGUGACACCUGUCCAGCCAGGGUUCCUGCCAGUGCAGCGUGCGAGACCAAACUGCUGUGCUACCCUCCCCUGCCUGCUCAAAGUCGCCAGCCCAUCCCGCCUGCAUGGAGCAUUCCCCAGCUCAAAUGUCCAAGCAGAUUCACGUUGCCGAAGCCACGUGCCCUUUGCUGCCCGGGACGUGGACAACACCCCGUUCCAAGGCCUUUACCUUUCUCGGAGUCUGUGGCAGCCAGUCCCUGGCCCCACUUCUACCCCUCUGAGCGAUGCCUCUGCAGUCUCCACGUUGGUCACUUUCCUUUGCUCCCGUCUACAAUCUCGGUUCCUUCUUGCUUCCAACCUUGCCCUGGGCUAACCUCACCCUGUUCCCGAUCCUGGGUGGUCACUGCACCACGCAGGCCUUUUACCAAGAGGACCUGAUUUCACCCUUCUGCCUUGUAUGCCGAUGGGUUCUCUGACCACCCACUCUCCGGGGGUAAUCUCAGCUGAGCCCCACGCCCCAACGGGCUAGGUAUCUUAUGUGCAUCUGCACACACAUAUUCCACAGGCCUUCAAGUAACCAGGUGACCCUAAAGCGGAGUCCCUUCUGACAUGGGUGGUGCUGACACCCACACAAUUCCUAAAACUCCUACGGUUGCCCUUAGCACUCCAUGAAUGCCCUGGAAUUCUCUGGAAGAGGCCAGCGCGCUAUGUUUCAUCAGCAAGUACGAGCUUCUACCAUCAACACUUUAUCUGCAGGAUCUAAAGCACACCAGCACAAUGACAAAGCCCUGCUUUUAUGUUCCAGGAGCAGCGUCCUAACAGGGCAGGUCCAUGUCCACAGCCGAGGCCUAGGCAUGGCCUGGCGGAGUUGCCAAGUCCUGGCCCCCAAUCUGUGGGGAGGGCACCCCUGUAUCUGUCCUUUAGAAUCACCCCAGGGCAGAUGUGCACACAGGCUGGUUCAGACACAUACGCACAGGAGCACGGUACCUGUGUUGCUUUAAAAUAUCAUCUUGCAGUUUUAGCUGUCUGCUGUUUAGCAUUUUGGAAGUUUUGUAUGAGGUACCUCUCUUUCGCGAGCUGCCUUUGCCUUGCUUAUCUCCUGCAGUCGUAUUUGAAUCAUUUCCAGGACUCGGCAGUGUUCAGGCCACGACUGCCCCUUUCCUACUGGAUACCCAGGUAGGCCCCAUGGGAGAGAGAAGGCCUCCUGGGGUGGAAGGAUCUGGAACCCCGUUGUCUUGGUAACCACUCUGCUGUUCCUUGCUGCUAGCUGGCUGAGCUCAGGCCAGGGUCCUCUGGGGUGAGAAGACAGCCCUCCCCAUUCUGAUGAAGCUCAGGGCUGAGGCUGGUUUCCAGGGAAACUGAAACCUGGCCCCUGAGACUCAUGAACAGCCAAGCAUGCACUGGGAUAGAGCAUGCAGGAUGGAGUCCCGGAGCCUGCCCGUGGAGCAGAUUGGUGAGCCAAUACUGAUGGGUGGAGACUCACGACUGGGCAUGCAUACAGACACACAUGGAGACUGCACUCACCAGCACGCCUUCUGCCCAGAGGUGCACAGUGGCCGUGUCUGGCUGGAGUUUCAAACACAUGGACGAUGCAGGACCCAGAACCCGCAAAGAGAGGGGGAGAUUCCUUACUGUCGUACAAAACUAUCCCGUAGCCUCCAACCCUGACUUAUGUGCACAUAGGCAUUACAUUAUAAAAAGAGCUCUAUGGAAGUACAAUCACCACACGAUAGUAUUCAUGCAACUAAGGAUACAGCGCAGUGACUGAGACAAUCUGCAGUGAUGCAGCCACCAGCACAGAGCAGUGUAACACCAGUUCCAUCACCCGCCUGAGGACCCCUUGCUCCUGCCAGUGCUCCCUCCCCACGACACCUGGAAGCCCAGGCAACUACUGAGGUCUUCCCCGUCUCUGUAGAUUUGCCCUCCUGUACUUUUCCUCCAAAGUGCCUCCUGCAAUAUGUGCCUCCUGUGUCUGGUUCUGUCCCUUCUGUGGCAGGUAUGAGUAGGAAGGCUCUGUUUAGCGUUCUGGAAUAUUCUGCCUAUGGAGAUAACACCUUUAGUUCACUCCUGUGCUGACUGGCAGACGUGUAGUUUCUAGUCUGCGCCCGCCAUGAACAUGGCAAGGAACAUCUGAGCAUGUGACUAGUGUGGACAUACGCCUUCCUUCAAUUUCUCCACGUUUCCAUUAGUUUCUGUUACAGGACUGCACUGGCUAGAGACGGCAGUGGGACAUAGGGUAGAUGUGGUACGAGGAGAUGCCGUUCCCCUGCUCAGGAUCUGAAGUGGAAAGCUUUCAUUCUUUCACUAGCAAAUAGGAUAUGAUCUGGGGGUUUCUCAUAAAUGCCUGUUACAGAGAGGGAGUGGGAGUGGGAGAGAGAGAGAGAGAGAUGGAAUUUUCCAAGUGGUUCAGUCCUCAAAUAGCCUGACAGCUGGCCUGGGUAAGCCCAAGGCCAGAAACCAGAAACUUCAUCAUCCUGGUCUCCCACAUGGGAGGCAGGGACCCACACACUUGGGCCAUUAUGCGCUGCAUUCCCAGGCAUCUUAGCAGGAGGCUGUGUUGCAAAUGGUGUAGCCAGAACUUGAUCCGGUGUUCAAUAUGGGAUGGCUACAUUGCAAGCAGCCUCUUAGCCUACUGCAGCACAAACUUAAGAAACUAGGUUCUGUUUCAUCAUGAAUGGGUCUUGCAUUUGUGUAAUGCUUUUUCUUUGCCUAUUAAUAUGGUGCUGUGAUUCCACUCUCUGUUUUAUUAACAUGUUGAAUUACUGCCAUUGAAUUUUGAAGGUGAAAUUAACCUUGCAGUCCUAGGAUCAGUCUCA